This is a messenger RNA of Arachis ipaensis, 840 nucleotides long. NCBI's taxonomy places the organism in Eukaryota, Viridiplantae, Streptophyta, Magnoliopsida, Fabales, Fabaceae. The record is from RefSeq and is a predicted model, not a curated record.
AAGGGUCUGAAUUGUCAGACAUUUACUAAUGCAGAUUGGUUGACCUCGUUGGUUUUGGAGUGGGGGUUGCAACUGCCAUGCAAUUUAUUGAAAAUUUUCCUGAGAGAACUUAUAAAUCGAUGCUUCUUCCACUUAUGAUAGAGGAUAAGCGAGCAGGUGAAACUACUCGCAAAGGAUUUUAUUUGUAUGAUGAUAGGCGCAAGGCUAGACCUGAUCCGGAAUUGAAAAAUUAUGUUGAGAAGUCUAGGAGCAUUACUGGUGUCACUGUUGAUCCUAAGCUCGCAAAAUUACCUGAAAAAGACAUCAUAGAGAUGAUCUUCUUUCCUGUGGUGAAUGAGGCUUGCCGGGUCCUUGACGAAGGUAUCGCAGUCAAAGCAUCAGAUCUUGAUAUUUCGUCUGUCAUGGGCAUGGGUUUUCCACCUUACAGGGGUGGUAUCAUGUUUUGGGCUGACUCUCUUGGAUCCAAAUAUAUUUAUACAAGAUUGGAGGAGUGGUCAAAAUUGUAUGGAGAAUUCUUCAAGCCUUGUCCCUACUUGGCUGCAAGAGCUGCCAAGGGGAUCCCUCUGAGUGACUCAGUGGAGCAAGGAAAGUCACGGUUAUAAGAUUGAAUAGACCAAUGCAUGUUCAGUUAUUAUUGUUUCUGUUCAAUUAUGUAGGAUUAUUGAAUGCUCAAAUGAAAUGUGAUAUUAGUUUGUAGGAACAUAUAUAUCAUAAUGAUAUAUCUUGUGUAAAAUUAUUAUGUUGUUUCUUUAGACCAACCCUUCUAUAUAGUUAGUUGCUGCAAUCAACUUCUUGUGUUAAGAUAUUAUGAUGCUUAUGACAAUUCAAUAAUUGCAUUCA